This is a messenger RNA of Lycium barbarum (goji berry), 8507 nucleotides long. Its product is annotated as histone deacetylase 14, chloroplastic. Gene Ontology annotation, molecular function: histone deacetylase activity. NCBI's taxonomy places the organism in Eukaryota, Viridiplantae, Streptophyta, Magnoliopsida, Solanales, Solanaceae. Gene Ontology annotation, cellular component: histone deacetylase complex. Gene Ontology annotation, biological process: chromatin organization. The transcript is spliced from 9 exons. The record is from RefSeq and is a predicted model, not a curated record. Bases 6652 to 7968 code for a protein of 438 amino acids.
CCACCCAACCUUCCUUUUACCUCUCAACAUAGGCGAUAUGGCGACUAGGGUUUUGGCCGCCUCAGGUGGUGUUUCACGGCGAAUUUCUGGUCAUUUUGACCCUAAUUGAGAGGGAUUUUAUGUCCUUUCAUGUGUUCUUAUGAUUACCAGGUUUAAUUUCGUUUAUUUUUUAGCUAUUUACAUCAUUUGAGCCAUGUCCUCGUGGAUGUUACUCGGGUUUUUUCACACGUGAUGGUUGCCAUGGGCAGGACCUCGAGUCCUUAGCCAUCUUGUGCACCACACGCACUUGUGUGGAGGCCUAGCAUAAUUUCCACGAAGCUUGAUCGGUUGGGUGAGAAUUUUGGGGAUUUUAUCCCAUUGGUACAAUUGCAUCGUUGGAAUUGUACCAUAAGGUGAUUUUUGCUGGAAAGUGUACUAUUCUGUGUAUCUAUCUAAUUUUUGUGGAUUUUAUUGAUUUUAGGGUGCAAGUUUGUUAGAUUUUUGUUUGUCUUAUUUGUUUCAUUUUCGAAAUGCUAAUAAGGUACAAUUUGGGGAAUUUUUUUGGGGGAAAUGGGAGGAUAGGUGUCUUUUUAUUUUCAUCCUAGGGAUUCCUAUAUGAUGAAGGUUAUAAAUAGUGAGUUGAAAAAGAAGAAAAGGGUCCAGAAUUUACUCCCUAAGAAAACUUAUGUUUCAUAUAUACUAGCUAUACAAUUGAUAAGGAUAGACAAAAAAUACAAUAUAUAGAGAGAAAAAUACAAAAAUAUAAGAAAAAAAAGGAAAAAAGGUGAUUUGAAGAUUUGAGAAAGGUUUUGUUGCUUGGAGUGUUGAAUCAAUCCCCUUUUGAUCUUUAGGUUGCCCUAACAAAAGGUAAAUCUUCAUUUCAAUCCUUGUUUUUAUUUCAAGUUAUGAUUAUCUAUUGUUUGUGAUGUUUGUUUGUUAGAAAAAAUGAUUACACAUUAGUUUGAUUCUGUUGUAGUGGCUAAAUGGGUUUUUGUUUCCUUGUUGUUAUUUGAAAUUGAAAAAAUGAAUUAGGAAGACUAAAGUUAGACAAUAUUAAGUAGUUUUGAGUUGGUUAAGUUAAUUAAAAUGAAGAAAGGAUAAUUUAAGUUAGGAUUCUUAACACUAAGGUAGUAAAGUUGAUGUUUUUGAUCUAAGUUAGCUACUUUUGAUAGUUCUUGUUAAGUAACAUUAGUUUGUUGGAAAUUUUCCCUAGUUUUUAACCUUAUACCUUCUUGAAUUGUUUCAUAUUUUAAGAUUAUAAUCUAGAUUGGAAAACUAUUUGGAUGGUUUGAAAGGAAAAUAUGAUUAAGUGCAAACACCCUUAAGUUCAAAAAUGUUCCUUUUGAACCUAUUUUAGCGUCAAAGUAUUAAAAGGGACUUCUUUCCUUCAUUGUUGAGUGAAUGUUUACUUGUUUCAAUAGCUUGAAUCAUUUAGAACUACAUGACUGUUUCUAAGAAUGUUAAAGCUUGUUUUAAAUAAGUAAGUUUUUUUUUUCUUCUGAAAAAUAGAUCCUGGAGUCUUGUUUGAAGUUUAAUUGCAAUUUGUGAAACUUUGGAUGUCUUGUAUGAGUAUGAGUGUGAAAAAUAGGAUUUGCAAGUUAAUCUUGACUUUAAAAUAGCUAAAUUUGAUAAUCUAGUAAAUUUGAAGGUCUUAUAAUUUGAUUUGUAGUCUGUUUGCCUCUUGUUUUGCCUAAAAAAUGAUUUUUAAAGAAGUAAGAGUUAUUUCGGAAAUGUAGUUUAGAGGUUUGAAGUUUAAAACUGGCUAGGUAUAUUGAAUUAUAGUUUAAAAUGAAACUUGGAUGUCUUAUUAGCUCUUAAUUUUGACUAAAUAAAUUAAAAGGGGUGUAAGUUAGUCUUGUGUGUGGAUUAUGAGUUGUUGAGAUUCUAGACUUGACUAGGUGAUGCUAAGCUUAAGUUUUGAAACCUGUUUUUGCUAUGCUAUGGUCUUAUAAUCCUGUGCAGUUUUCUAGUUGUUCUUGUCUUGAAACUUUGGAAGUUUUUAAAAUGAAGUAAGCCAGAAAUACACUUGUUUUAAUAUUUGUCCUAUUUUGAGGUCAUUUAUGUUAUAAGAAGUUCGAAAUUGAAUGGUGUCUUUCAAGAAAUAAGUGUAAGAGGUUCAAACCAGUUCUAAAGUUGAAUGUAGUUCCUGAAUCUAUAGAAGUUGUUUUCCUCUCUUUGUAAGUCACAAUUUGUGCAAAACUGUUUGUUUUAUGACUUGAGUUCUCAGAAAAUCAAUUUGGCUUGAACACAGAUUUUUAAAAUCACUCAGUUUUAGGAAAUUUUAAACAACUAAAGGCUUGGGAAUUGAGUAAAAAUGACUUAAAACCAUGUGACACUCUUACUAGUUCAGUCUGUCCUCUUUUGUUCCAAAAUAAGUCUCAAAGUGUGUAUUGUCCAUCUUGUUCUGUGUUGUCUUGACUGUGUUAAUCACUAUCUACCUUGGUGAUUCUAGUAUAGGUACCAUAUACCCUCUAUGAGUUCCUUCUAGUCCCUUUUGAACUGUUGAAUUUCUUGUUGUGUGACCGCUUUUGUUGUGUGACUUGUAAUGUGAGAAAUUUGACUUGAAAUAUUUCCUAGACUAGACUGUGGCCCUUAUUAGCCUUACUUAGACACUGUCAGAUCUCUUGAAACCAACCUAGCUUGGGAUACCUCUUUGUGUGAUAUCAUUUGUAACAAAUACACUGUUUAGAGUAAUUUUACCUAUUUUGGAAGGAAAUAGACCUUUUUAAUAACUGAAAUCUUUAAAACUGAAGUCGAAAAGGUGAAAACUUGUUUUGGCUUGAAACCAGUAAACCAUGAUUGACAAUUGUGCUAUAAGCUUGCAUUUAGCUCAUUCUUUCAAAAUUUGGAUAGGUAAAGUUGAUUAAAACUGUUCCCUAUAUAAAACUGCUUUUGUGAUUCCUGUUAAGCGAUUAAGGUACACAUUGAACCUAGUGUUAGCUACUUGUACCCAAAACUUAUGAGUCUCACUUUUGCUUAUCUUUGUUUACAAACUUCUGUUGAACUAAUAGUUUAAAAGCUGUAAAAUUGGAGAUGUGAACCUAUUAUCUAUAGACUGUGUGUUCCAUGAUACAUUGGAGUGGUUAUUUUGACUUUACACUUAAAUAACCCCCUCUAAUAGUGUAAAACUUAGUCUAUAAAGCUGGUCUUGAUAAGUAAAGCUUUUUGACAUAAUAUUUGGUGUUAAGGGAAGUCUGCGGUGAAAAUAGGACUUGGAAAAGAUUCAACUCCUUCUGUUUACUUGAAUCCCCUUUACCUGAAGCCAUAUGGCAUUUCUGUUAGCUUAAGUGUGCAUUACAAUUUGAUUUUGAGACCAAAAUUUGAUUUAUGGGAAAGAAAAAUCUUGUAUUAGUGCUUCAUGUGAACUGUACUCUCUUUUUCCAAAGCUGAACUGGAUUACUUGUGUUGUUUGCCCAUCUUGUUUAUUCCUUCUUGAUUACAUUGCAACAGUUGGAAUUUUUAAACUUGCUUGAAAUAUGAUUGGAAAGGUGUUAAGUACAAGGACUGUGAAUUUUUUCUGAAAUGUGAUUGUGUUAACUAUAGAAGUUUAAAAGAAGGCCAUGAAUAUCUUUGAAAAGCUAAACUACAUUUGCUUGUUUUUUUUUUUUUUUACUUGGUUGUUUUCUCCUUUUCUUGAUUGAUGUAUGAUCCCAUAUUGAACUUCAAUAAUAUUGUUGAAAGUCCUUCCUUUGAGCUUUGUCUGAAUUAGCACUCUUAACUGGUUAGGGAAUGGAUAUGAAGUUGUUAUGAUUCUGCCCCUUUUGUCUUUCUUUUCUUUAUGGAUGUUGCUGUGUCUAUGAGUAUAACCUCUUCAUGAUCAUCUAGGUCUAGGCUUACAUGUGAAACCACUGCCCAUGUUUACUUGGUUCAUAUUUGAAACUAUUUGAAAUCUGUAUAGAUGUCUUUGUCUGAAAAUUGACCCCUAAGACUACGUGUGUGACUGUCAUUUGAUCCCACUAGUUUAAUAAGACAAUUUGAAAACAAGUUGAGAUUUGAAGCAUUCCUUAAUAGUCUUUGAACACCCCACAGAACUUGGUAUUGUUGGAUUGCUUGUGAUUUGUCUUAACCUAUGUGUGAAGAUCCUAUCUGAGUAUUACUUUAAACCUGUUAACCUCUCUGUAAUUUUGAAAAAAUGCAAGUUGGAACCUUUGUUUUGAGACUUGGUUUAAAGACUUGUUGACUGUCAAAAUGAGUUUUCAAAAACCUAUUGAAGUGUGAUUUGGAAAACCUGAAAACUGAGAAGUAUAUUGAGACUAAAUUGCUAUUGUUUCACUCUUGCUUGAAUCUGUAAUAUGUUGGUUUUAGUUUUAGGUGAUAAUUCAUCUUUAUACCACUUUCUUUUCAAAAGUUUUGAACUUGGCUCAUGAAUAACUUGCUUGCUUGAAACUGCUUGGGUUUUUCCUCCCGUGCUAGUGAAAUUAUUCUGUGACAAUCUUGUUUUUGAAUUUGUUGAUAGUUGGCCUUAAAACUGUGUAUAAUAAAGAGUUUUUGAUUAUUUGUUUAGUCCUAAUUGGUAACUAAAUACUUUUAAGUUUGGAAUUGUGGCAUUUGCUAGGUAGAUUUGAAGUUUUCUAUGUGAGCUAAAUGUGGUGUUUGAGAGUUGAUAUCAGCCGAGUAUAUAGUGUAUAUUGAGGUGUAUAGAGGGUAUGCCUUUCAUGGGUUUUGCUCUCUAUUUUAGUAGGUAUAUCAGUGGUAUAUCGUGUAUAUCGCAGUCUAACACUUGGAAAUAUUUUAGAAGAGGAUAAUUUUGGGCUGCAAUUCUGGCCUGCCCUUAGUAUUGGUGAUUUGAUAAUUGUUAUAUUUAGCAACUGAUGGGCUUUUGCAUAAAUUGUCCGUUAUUUUAUGACUAUAAUAAUUGUGGGCUUAGUCCAAAAGCAUUGUAAUUCAUUUUUGGCUUUGUAAUUUAAUUAUCACCCUCGGUUACUUUACUAGUAUUAUGUAUACCUAUUUGUUGUGAUUACCCCUAUACGUUGGUGGGUCCAUUGAGGACCAUUAACGUUUCUAGAUCGAGUCUACCCCUAGCAUGGAUGGCAUAAGCAUUGGAACGCAUAUUGGAGCAGAAAGUAUUAAUUUGUGCAUUUGUCUAUUGAGCUUGGUCAGCCCAAUGCCUUACUCUAUUCAGUUUUGUAUUUGAAUUCAUUUUGCGUAUGAUUUAUUGGAACCUUUAAGAUUAUCACAUAUUUAGAGUCGCAAAAACUAUUUUUGAAAACAUAAAAAGCUGAUUUUGGAAAAUUCUUGUGAAAAACGGCCUUUUUGGACUAAUUAUACUUGUAUAAAAUUGAGACAUCUUUAAAUUUGAGAAUAAUGAUUCUUGGAACAAAAAAUUGACAAACUUAACCAAUUUUUAAAACAAAAAUGACCUUGGACCCGUGGACUAUUGGACCAUUUGGACAAGAUUUGGACUACUUUUGAUUAAUUUAGACUAAAUAUGACUAAAAAAUCUAAAAUAUGGGAAUAUGGUUAAAAUAUGGAUAAUAAUAGUAUGCCAAAAAUAAUUUUCUUAAAAAACUUAACUUAACUAAAAAAUCUUUUUUAAACUCGGGUCGGCUUACGGAGUGUUCUACUUAGGUUAACGCCUUCGAGUUUUAACCUAGGUGUUCUAAUCUGAAACCUAAAACGCCCAAUUUUGAGCAAAACUCUAUCACUUUUAUUUCUUGAAGAUGUUGUAUUUUGCAUAAAUGACUAAUCUUUUAUUGCGGGAAUGUAAAACAAAAACAGUUUUUAUCAAAACAAUUUAUAUACACAAGGCAUACCAUUAGAACCCGUAGGUUAACCGUAUUUUACGAAUCCUUAAUACCGGGGUGCCAAACACCUUCCCCGGGGAUCACUAGAUUACCCAUACUUUGAUUUAGAUUGGUUUCUUUUAAAAUUUAACCGUUUUAAAUGAAUCCUUUCGAACUGGUUUUCCUAACUUAUCUAUAAGGUUAGUGACAACUCUAAAACAAUAUCUAUUUAGAGCACCAUUCAUAUAGAAAUAUAUUUUUUACUUUUUCCCGAUAGGAUUAAACCCGUACUUUUUCGGGACACUUUCCUUUUAAAAUGAGGCAAGUGCAAAUCCGAAUCGGAAAAAAUAGAACCGCAACAAUGCCGACCUCAGAGGAGACGAAAUUUUUUCAAUUGAUUUUUGCCGCGUUUUUUGAGAGGCACCAUUAGUUUUGAAGUUACACUUUGUUAGUUUAACCAAAUAUGCUCCAUUUUAGCAAACUUAAGAGACUAAAAAGACUCGGUUAUAUUUGAAAGAUUAGAAUAGACCUAAUCCCAUAAAUAAGGAUAGUUUUUACUCAAAAUGCGGAGUAACGAUUAGGUCUCACAUAUAUGAAGCCUAUUAUGGAGAAGAAAGCUCGAGAAUAUGAAUGGUUAUGAGAAUUUAGUAGGAUAAUCUUUUUCCAAGGUGAACCCUGUUUCAGCAAUGCAUCAGACCUGAAGGUCCGUUAGUGGAACAGGGGUAUAUGACUCGGCCAAUUUGCUAACAAAAAAAAAAGGCAUUUUUAUGUUAUUUUCUAAUAGUUCAGGGGCCAUUUUGGGCCCGAACAAAAAAGAAGAUAUCUUUGUUCUAUUUGCACUAGUUUUGGGCAUUUGUUUUCCCUUCCCAAAAAUGUCUUAUUAAGCUCAUUACCUGACGUUGAGAGAGGCUUAUAAACAGCGGUUCUCAUUCUUCAGAAUUUUUGAUUAAUGGAGCUUCCGGCUGUUUGCUUUGGAGGUAACUUGCUGUUCUGUGUAAGACAUCACGUUUACUCUCAUAAGAAGUAUUCCAAAAAUGGAAUUACCAUUAAGUAUAAAGAUCUCCAGAAGCACAUUGGACCAAAAAAGGGAUAUUCUUCAACGACUGUUCGAGGCACCAUUUGUUGUUCAAAUCAGCAGGAAAGAAAUGCUGGCUUGCCUUCUGAUUAUAUCGGAGUUAGUGCAAAAGUGAUUUAUGCUACUGCUCCUGCAAUGGGUCAUAAUAAGGAAUCGCAUCCAGAAUGCAACUCUAGAGUUCCUGCAAUUUUGACAGCUUUGGAAAAGCUCAAACUGACCUCAAAGUUUCGAGGCUUAGAUGUUGUUGAAGUGCAGAAUUUCAGACCAGCUACAACAGAUGACAUAGCAAGUGUUCAUGCUGGGCCAUAUAUUUCAGGGCUUGAGAAGGCUAUGGAUCAGGCUUCAGAGAAAGGUCUAAUUUUCAUCGAGGGAUCUGGACCAACAUAUGCUACUGCCACAACGUUCCAAGAGUCAUUAUUGGCAGCUGGAGCUGGAAUUUCCUUGGUUGAUUCAGUGGUAGCAGCAUCCAAAGUUAGCCAGGAUCCUCCUGUCGCUUUUGCGCUAAUUCGACCUCCUGGUCACCAUGCUGUUCCAAAGGGGCCCAUGGGAUUUUGUGUGUUUGGAAAUAUUGCUAUUGCUGCUCGUUAUUCUCAACGAAUGCAUGGAUUGAAACGUGUUUUUAUCAUCGACUUUGAUGUUCAUCAUGGAAAUGGAACCAAUGACGCCUUCUACGACGACCCGGAUAUAUUUUUCCUUUCAACUCACCAAGCUGGAAGUUAUCCUGGGACUGGUAAGAUAGAUCAAAUUGGUAGUGGGAGUGGUGAAGGAUCAACACUGAAUCUCCCUUUACCUGGAGGAUCAGGUGAUACAGCAAUGCGAAAGGUCUUCGAUGAAGUUAUUGUACCAUGUGCUCAAAGGUUCAAGCCAGAUAUAAUCCUUGUUUCAGCUGGAUAUGAUGCCCAUCUGUUGGAUCCACUUGCCAGCUUGCAGUUCACAACAGGAACAUAUUACAUGCUAGCCUCUAACAUUAAGCAACUUGCAAAAGAUUUGUGUGGGGGACGUUGCGUGUUUUUCUUAGAAGGAGGGUAUAAUCUUACUUCUCUCUCCAAUUCAGUUGCAGAAUCAUUUCAUGCUUUUCUUGGGGAUCGGAGCCUGGCUGCACAGCUAGAUGAUCAGAACUACUUGCACGAAGAACCAUUGAACAAGGUGAAGCAGAUCAUUGAAAAAGUGAAGCACAUACAUUCCUUUUGAAAGCGUACAGCUUUGUAUAGGACACCAUGAUUUUUCUAUAAUUAGUAUACAUCUUUGUAUAGGACAAAAGCAGUUGGUACAUUAUAUCGAGCAUCUCUUAGAGCCCGUUUGGAUUGGCUUAUAAGUUGCUUAUAAGCUGCUUUCAGCUUUUUUGAGUGUUUGACUGGCCAACUUAAAGUCAUUUUGUGCUUAAAAUAAGCUCAAAAAAAUAAUUGGGCCCAUUUGACUUAGCUUAUCUAAAGCAGCUUAUAAGCUGAAAACAACUUAUAAGCCAAAAAAAAUAAGUUAGACUACUCCAACUUAUUUUUUUUAGCUUAUAAGCUGUUUGCAGCUUAUAGGUAUAAGCCCAUCCAAACAGGCUCUUAAUGUCAGUGAUUAAGUUGGGUAUUUCUAGAAAUGUGUCCUACCACGGUCAUUCAUAAAAAGAAAUUGGGCAUUUCUUCCCUCAAAAGUAUUUUAGAUUUCAAUGAGUGUUUUUUCUUAAUUGUUAAGAACACAAUACGAGGCAAUAAAAGUUGGUACGCGGCUUGUUUUUGUUA